CCUCCCCCGUAUCCCUCCUCUCUCCCGUCCCUCUCCCCCUCUCUCCUCCCUAGGGUUCGGGUCUCUCCUCCCCCGUCGCCAUGAUGCAGCCACCGCCGCCGUCGCAGCCGCAGCCGGGCAUGGGCGCCCCCAUGCCCCCGCAGGGCGCGGGAGGGCAGCCGCCGCACUGGGGCGCGAUCCCGCCGCCGAUGCCGCACUACGCGCAGCCGCCCCCGCAGCAGCAGCCGCCGCCGCAGGCCAUGUGGGGCCAGCCGCCGCCCCAGGCCGCGCCCUACGGCCAGGUGCCCGCCCCGCAGCAGUACUACGCCGCGCCGCAGGCCCCCGCCGCCCCCGCCGCCUCGGACGAGGUCAGGACGCUCUGGAUCGGGGACCUCCAGUACUGGAUGGACGAGAACUACAUCUACAGCUGCUUCGCCAACACCGGGGAGUUCCAAUCUGUGAAGCUUAUCCGUGACAAGCAAACUGGACAGCUUCAGGGCUAUGGCUUUGUCGAGUUUGCAAGCCAUGCAGCAGCUGAGCGAGUUCUUCAGACAUUCAAUGGUCAAAUGAUGCCAAAUGUUGAGUUGGCAUACAGACUGAACUGGGCCAGUGCUGGUGAAAAGCGUGAUGAUACCCCGGACUAUACAAUCUUUGUUGGGGAUUUGGCAGCUGAUGUUACAGACUACAUGUUACAGGAGACAUUCAGGGUACAUUACCCUUCAGUAAAGGGCGCAAAGGUUGUCACUGACAAGAUGACAAUGCGUUCAAAGGGUUAUGGGUUUGUGAAGUUUGGUGAUCCUACAGAGCAAGCUCGUGCCAUGACUGAAAUGAAUGGAAUGCCCUGUUCUUCCAGACCUAUGCGCAUUGGCCCAGCAGCAAAUAGGAAGACAACAGGGGUUCAGGAGAGAGUACCAAUUCCAAAUACAAAUACUCAAGGAGCUCAGUCUGACAAUGAUCCUAACAAUACCACCAUAUUUGUUGGUGGCCUUGACCCCAAUGUCACUGAAGAUGCCUUGAAACAAGUGUUUGCUCCAUAUGGGGAAGUUGUCCAUGUCAAGAUCCCUGUUGGGAAGAGAUGUGGCUUUGUUCAGUAUGCUAACAGGCCUUCUGCUGAGCAAGCUCUGCAAUUGCUGCAAGGGACCUUGGUUGGUGGUCAGAAUGUGAGGCUUUCAUGGGGACGAAGCCCUUCAAACAAACAAACUCAGCCUCAGGAAGCCACCCAGUGGGGUGCAGGUGCUGCUGCUGGUGCUGGUGGUGGUUACUAUGCUGGAUAUGGACAAGGCUACGAGGCUUAUGGACAAGGGUAUGCACAGCCUCAAGACCCUAACAUGUAUGGUUAUGGAGCCUAUGCUGGUUAUCCCAACUACCAACAACCAGCAGCGGCACCGCAGCCACCGCCACCACAACAGUGAGCUCUCCUCGUUGGGUCGUCCAGACAGAUGAGAACCCCUGUUUGAAGGCACUGUCAAGGCUAAUGUUGUAGCACCUGUCGAUAGAGAGAGACGGUUCCUGGACUCCGGAUUUUGAUUGCCCCAUGGCAAGGUCUAUUGUUCUGUUAUUAUGCACUAUGUUAUGAUCAGCUGUUGUCCGUCCCAUUGUGGUGAUCCUUUGGAUAUGUACUUGGAAACUUCGCUUUGUUUCGCCGCAUGUCCUUGUCUACUGUUAUUUACCAUUGCUAUCUUGUGCUGUUAAAUUAUAUACUACUAUUGUACCGUUUGCUUCCUGCUGCA
Aegilops tauschii subsp. strangulata is the source of this 1709-nucleotide messenger RNA. Its product is annotated as RNA-binding protein L. Lineage: Eukaryota; Viridiplantae; Streptophyta; Magnoliopsida; Poales; Poaceae. Gene Ontology annotation, cellular component: cytosol. The record is from RefSeq and is a predicted model, not a curated record. Gene Ontology annotation, molecular function: mRNA binding.